Plectropomus leopardus (leopard coralgrouper) is the source of this 980-nucleotide messenger RNA. RefSeq names its product methyltransferase like 26 (gene mettl26). NCBI's taxonomy places the organism in Eukaryota, Metazoa, Chordata, Actinopteri, Perciformes, Serranidae. The record is from RefSeq and is a predicted model, not a curated record.
CGGACCAUUUUCAGCCGAAAAACAAAACAUUCGUGGGUGGUGCGGAGUUAUUCAACCUGGAGUGACGUUACUCAGCUCUACUGGAGUGGUUUCGUGUCCUGUGCCGCAUAGCUCGACAGUUUUACCCGGGGUUUGGCACGAUGCUGAACGCCGCCGCCGCGGAGAGGAACAAGGAGCCCAUCCUGGCCGUGCUCCGGGAGUGCGUGAACACCGGGAGACCCCUGCAGGCUCUGGAGAUCUCCUCCGGUACCGGGCAGCAUGUCAUACACUUCGCUCAAGCCCUGCGGAAUAUCUCCUGGCAGCCCUCAGAGUAUGACCGUCAGUCUCUAGCCAGUAUCGAAGCGUACAGAGCCCACUACCAGCCGCACAAUGUGAGGCCUGCCAUCCACCUGGAUGCUUCUCUACCGUAUCAGUACUGGGGAGGCAUCCAGCCAGAGAGCCUCGAUCUGGUAGUCAACAUCAACAUGAUCCACAUUUCUCCAAUGGCUUGCACAGAGGGUUUAUUCAAAGGAGCCGGAGCAGUGCUGAAGCCGCAGGGUCUUCUAUUGACAUACGGGCCCUACGCAGUGAAUGGUCAGAUCACCCCUCAAAGUAAUAUUGACUUUGACUACAGCCUACGACAGAGGAACUCGGAGUGGGGACUCAGGGAUAUCUCCCUCCUCAAUUCUAUAGCACAAAGAAAUGGCUUAUUCCUGGAGAAAAUAGUGGACAUGCCUGCAAACAACAAGUGUCUUCUGUUCAGGAAGGAGAGUCUGGUGUGAAUUAUCCUGUCGUUUCCCUCUCUGGGUGCACACCAGUACCAGAGUGGGAUGCUCAAAACGCCUUAACCUACACUUGAAGCUCAGAUACAUUGCCAAAUUUUCCCAGAACUGUUGAUGAAUCUCUCCCCAAAUUCUAAUACACAUUAAAUCAUAACUGAAAUACUGUAAUCUGUGAUCCACUAUCUGUAUUGCACACUUGAGUAAAAAGGCUCACAGCUA